CUAGGAAUCCACUAUAAGGCAACUUGUCAUCUCCACUAGGCUUGGAGGUCUUCUAGAGGGUUUGACCUCCUUGCCAUCAUGAAAGGAUUGGGGACUAACCGCAACAGACACCUGUCUGACUCCUGUGACCCUUCCACAGGCCAUUCAGAAGCCCUCUACCCUCAGAAGACCAGCACGCUGCCACGCAGCCCUUACCUGCUCAGUCCCACAAUGGAACACUAUGGCUCAAUGGAUCCCCACCUCUACCCUCAAGCCCAUCCAGGCUCCCUUCCUGCAGACUGCAUGUUGUCCCUCAACAACCAGCUUUCCAACAGCAGUACCUUUCCUGGUAUUCAUUACAAUUCAUAUGACCAAUCUGACUUCUCUCCUCCUGGGGACAGCAUUGGGGGCAUAAGCACAGGAACCAUGGGGACAUCUAUGUCCAUGGGCAUGGCAACAGGCUUGGGUAUGUCGGGACUAAGUGGAAGAACACAGAUGAUUACAAGUGGUUCAGCUACUAUAUCACAUCAUAUGACGAAGAAUCAAGCAGCACCUAGUUUACUGGACUUUGACAAGCAACUUCCCGGAGGCCAUGAUGGAUUCAGCACUUUGCAGUUUCAUCGAACGUCUGCCAUCGCUGCUGCCAAGCAGAGGACAGACAGUCCCGGCCGUAUUCGCUAUAUGCUGCACUCUGUGCAGAAGCUCUUUGCAAAGUCCCAGUCGCUGGAGAGCCACAACAUGAAAGGAAAUGUCAAUGGACGCUCGACUGGCAGUGGUGGAGGCUCAUCUGGCACUGAAGAUGGAGGGAAGCAUAAUCGCAGAGCCAAAAGUAAAGAUCGCAGUACCAAAUCUGAGGCAACUGCUAAGCGACGACCAAGAUCCAACAUGUCAGGGUAUUGGAGUUCAGACGAUUUGGAUAGCAGUGAUUUGAGCAGCUACCAUAAUACCUUGGCAAUGAUGACACUGGGACGUCCAACUGGCCAUGAUACCCAGGGUGGUCAGGGCAAAUACAUCCAAAGCGGCUACAACACUAUUAGUACAUCUAAAAGCAGCAAUGAUAUGAAAUAUCAAGCACUUCCUGCCCCUGGGGGUGGAGGAGGCAGUGCCCUAAGUGGACCUGGGAGUAUGUUCAUGAAUGAUAGUGACUAUAUGAAAGGGGGGUCUUGGUCAACACUGACUAUGGGUCAGCCAAGACACGUGAUUCAAAAGGGUUCAGCUACUCUGGACAGGUCAAUGCUCAAGUCCAAGUCAUGCCAACAAGAACUGACCUGCAACUACUUGCAGGUUGGACGAAGGGGUGAUUGGAGCAGCACAUUAGGCCGCAGUGGGGGUCCCAAUGAAAUUCCAUGUCGGCGGAUGCGCAGUGGCAGCUAUGUGAAGGCCAUGGGAGACAUGGAAGACAGUGACGACUCUGACGGAAGCCCCAAACCCUCUCCUAAAAGUGCUGCUCGCCGCCAGAGCUACCUCAGGGCCACCCAGCAGUCUCUGAGUGAUCAGCUACCACCACGCAACAGAACCCUGGAUUACACCUUGUUGCAGGGGGAGCUGGAUGCCCUGUGGUCUCCACUCCACAGUGUGUCCUCCCUGCACCAGCUGAGCAGGUCAAUGAGCAGCUGUCUUCCUUCUCUCAGAGAGCUGUCCACUAAUCGCAGCCUGGACAAUUUGGAUUGUAUCGGAGGAACGGGACCUUUGGCACCAUGGGAUGAUGAUGACUUCAGUCAGGCCUGCAGCACUUUGGGCAGACGGAGUUGCAUGGGGCAGCUGCGAGAACUGGAAAGGAGCCAUCACUAUGAAGACCGCAGCUCCGAGUCUACUUUCAGAGAUUCCCGCUCCCACUCUCAGGACAACACAGAGCCUCCAGAUAUGCCCAUGCCGACGUGCUUCCGAUCCCGCAGCCACAGCUACCUGAGAGCCAUCCAGGCUGGCUGUUCCCAAGAUGACGACACAGUGUCCAUUGACUCAUGCUGCUCUCCACCUCCGGACUCAACUGUUCGCACAUACAGCACCAGCACUGACGACCUUUCUGCACAGUGGAUGACAUGGAAAGAACAGUUUGCAUCUUACCUGAAAGCCACUGGCUUGGAUAAAGCCCCAAAGGAGAAACAACUUGCAAUUUUUCUUCAGCGUUUUGGAACAGGCAGACCACGCAUCCUACCCCCACACACAGUCUCCACAUGCAUAACCACCUCUAAGAAGACUGCUCCACCACCGGUGCCCCCGCGCACAACCUCCAAGCCCUACAUCUCUGUGACCGUUCAGAGCAGCACAGAGUCUGCACAGGACAACUACUUGGACCAGCAGGACAGAAGGUCAGAGGUCAACAGCCAGUCGAGCCACGCUCACAGUAAUUCCUCUGACAGCCUUGACAGCACCCGUGCCAACAGCCUGGCCCGGGGGAUCCCCCGCCCUCCGCACAUCAUCGCCACUCCCGUCGCCACGCCGAGGGAGCCAAUAGCCCCCAACACCGCCAACGCUUCCACUGAGACCAGUGAUUCAGCAGUCCAAAAUGAGUCUCUGAAAUCGGGCUCUUAUAAAGGGAAUCUGGUGGCGGAAGAGCCAUUCGUAGCCCCGGUGCCCAGGCGGAAACUGUCCUCCAUCGGCAUACAGGUUGAUUGUAUUCAGGAAGUUCCACGAGAAGAGACCCCACCACUGGCCAAAUUUCAGUCAAUUGGAGUACAGGUGGAGGACGGGUGGCAGCUCAGUCGCUCCAGUAGCAUGGCCUCCAAACAAGAAACAGACUCAGACACACAGGACAUAUCUGCCAUUUCUCAUAUCACCAAUGCCAAACCCUUUGAGAAGAAAGUCAUGGUCAACAGUGCCAGCCAGUCUAUGAGCUCCCCACCUGGACAAGACUCUUUAGACAACGGAGAGCCAACGGGUGACACAUCUUCCCCCCCACCACCUAGACAGAUUCUCAACCGCUCCACCACACGGAGCAGCUCCUCCUCUUUCUCAGAGAGUCUGGACCCAGCUCUGGACCCCUCAUCCCUUCCACCUCCAGACCCCUGGCUGGACAGCGGGAAUGGUAACAACAGCAGCGUCCCGCGGGGGGGCGGAGGGGGAACGCUAUGUCGGAGAGAUGGCCACUGGUUCCUGAAGCUGCUGCAGGCUGAGACGGGGCGCAUGGAGGGCUGGUGCCAGCAGAUGGAGCAGGAAACCAAAGACAACCAGCUCUCAGACGAGGUUCUGGGGAAAGUCCGCAGUGCUGUAGGAAGUGCUCAGCUUCUAAUGUCUCAGAAGUUCCAGCAGUUCCGGGGACUGUGUGAACAAAACUUGAAUGUGAAUGCCAACCCGCGGCCCACGGCCCAGGACCUGGCUGGUUUUUGGGACCUGCUGCAGCUCUCGAUUGAGGACAUCAGCCUUAAGUUCGAUGAGCUCUACCAUCUCAAGUCCAAUGACUGGCAGCCUGUACCAUCUGCGGCUGCCCAGUCGCCCCCUGAGCGGAAGCAGACCGAGGAGACGGCGCCCCCUCCAGCAUCAAAGAAGCCUGGUAAGGGUCGACCACCGCUUGGCCGGGAGAAGAGUGCGGACUCUUCAUCCACUUCUUCAUCAGCCUCAGCAGAAAAGCAGAGACAGGAGGCCCGCAAGCGGCUGCUGGCUGCUAAGAAGGCCGCCUCAUUUCGCCAGAACUCCGCCACAGAGAGCGCUGACAGCAUAGAAAUUUACGUCCCCGAGGCCCAAACUCGCCUCUGA
Menidia menidia (Atlantic silverside) is the source of this 3672-nucleotide messenger RNA. The record is from the annotation of a GenBank genome assembly. Lineage: Eukaryota; Metazoa; Chordata; Actinopteri; Atheriniformes; Atherinopsidae.